CCUCCCCGCGCUGCACCGCGCCGAGGGCACAGCAAGAUGAAGACCGACCUGGAGCUCGCCUUGGAGUGCGCCAUCAACAUCUACCACCAGUACGCCGUCAAGAAGCCCCUGGACGACUACCUGGACAGCGGGGAGUUCAGGGCGCUGCUGACGGAGAGCGCCCAGCCCUUCCUCGCCAACACCAAGCCGCCUGGCCUGGACGUCAAUGUCUACAUCGACCAGCUCUUUGCCAAAGCUGACCGCAACCGUGACGGUCGCCUGAAGUUCACCGAGUUCCUGACCACGUUGACUCUCAUAGUCAUUGAAGCCCAUAAGAGGUCCCACCAGCAUCCUGAUGAGCCUGGCCAUGGCCAUGUCCAUGGCCAAGUCCAUGGCCAUGACCACGGCCACUGA
Rhea pennata is the source of this 393-nucleotide messenger RNA. Its product is annotated as protein S100-A12-like. The record is from RefSeq and is a predicted model, not a curated record. Gene Ontology annotation, molecular function: transition metal ion binding; calcium-dependent protein binding; calcium ion binding. Lineage: Eukaryota; Metazoa; Chordata; Aves; Rheiformes; Rheidae. The transcript is spliced from 3 exons. Bases 37 to 393 code for a protein of 118 amino acids. Gene Ontology annotation, cellular component: cytoplasm.